Sorex araneus (European shrew) is the source of this 5224-nucleotide messenger RNA. RefSeq names its product RAB21, member RAS oncogene family (gene RAB21). Gene Ontology annotation, biological process: Rab protein signal transduction. The record is from RefSeq and is a predicted model, not a curated record. The transcript is spliced from 7 exons. Gene Ontology annotation, molecular function: GTP binding; GTPase activity. Lineage: Eukaryota; Metazoa; Chordata; Mammalia; Eulipotyphla; Soricidae. Bases 184 to 870 code for a protein of 228 amino acids.
CCACGUGACCCGGAGCGUGACGUAGGAGGAAGGAGACGCCAUUAGAGGGAGGCGGAGAAGGCCGCGCUCUCGGCCUUUCCCCGCGGCGCGCCCGACGUGCCGGCGUUUCCGGGGCUCGCGCCGCGGGGCUGAGGGGAGCGAGCGCGGCGCGCGGCGAGGCGCGGGCGGCCCGGCAGCGCCGGGAUGGCGGCGGCGGGCGGGGGCGGCGGCGGGGGCGGCGCGGCGGCGGCGGCGGGCCGAGCCUACUCCUUCAAGGUGGUGCUGCUCGGCGAGGGCUGCGUGGGGAAGACGUCGCUGGUGCUGCGCUACUGCGAGAACAAGUUCAACGACAAGCACAUCACCACGCUGCAGGCAUCAUUCUUAACAAAGAAGUUAAAUAUUGGUGGGAAACGAGUAAACCUUGCUAUAUGGGAUACUGCAGGUCAGGAGAGAUUUCAUGCAUUGGGUCCAAUUUACUACAGAGACUCAAAUGGAGCUAUUUUAGUUUAUGAUAUAACAGAUGAAGAUUCUUUUCAGAAGGUAAAAAACUGGGUGAAAGAAUUACGGAAAAUGUUGGGAAAUGAAAUCUGUUUAUGUAUAGUUGGUAAUAAAAUAGAUUUGGAAAAAGAGAGACAUGUUUCCACUCAAGAAGCAGAAUCGUAUGCAGAAUCUGUGGGCGCAAAACAUUAUCAUACUUCCGCCAAACAGAACAAAGGAAUCGAGGAACUCUUUCUUGACCUUUGUAAAAGAAUGAUAGAAACAGCACAAGUGGAUGAGAGGGCAAAAGGCAAUGGUUCCAGUCCCCCAGGAACUGCGAGGCGAGGGGUGCAGAUCAUCGAUGAUGAGCCUCAGGCCCAGAGUGCUGGCGGAGGGUGCUGUUCUUCCGGAUAACUAUUCACACCGAAGAAUGAAAAUGAACUGUGGAUCAUUGCCCUCAACAUGAAGACUGCCAUACUCCAAGUCACAUUAUUUUACCAAUGGAAUUAUAGAAUUAACAGUAUUUUAAAUUACGUUUAUAACACUGCGGAGACCUUAAGUGCUAAACUUAGUGGAGUUUGUGACCAGAGAAUUGGCAUUUUCUACAAAUGUUAACAAAGCAAUUACCAAUGGCCUUUUUACAUAUUUUUUCUUUAAUAAGGAAUAAUAUGCAUGUAGAAAAGACCUACUUAAAGGCUUCAUUUAUAUUCUUUUAAAUCAAAUCUUUAUUUAAUAACUUAUAUAUGUUGUUGGAAUGGUAUACAUUUUUUCAGCCCUUUGUAUUUUGUGGUAGUUUUAAUUGUAUCACUUCUAAACAGCAACCUGUUUCUGUUUUUUGUUUUUGUUUUUUAAUUAGCAGAUACCUGAAGUACUAUUUUUGCAGGGUUUGCACAGACCCCACUAUCUACUACUUUGAUAUAAUCUAUAUACAUCCUGUAUGCUGAGCUGGUAAAAUAUAUUGUAAAUUCUGCAUUAAAUAUUUUAUCUGCUUUUACAAGCGCAAGGUGCAAAAAUAUAUACAAUAGUUUGAUGACUAUAAAGUGAAUUAACAUUUGGUGAUAAUGCUGAAGCUUUUGACUCUGAUAUAAAGAUCAUAGCUCCCCUUCACUUUUGUCUUAACUUGAAAGUGGUGUGUUUAAAUUUUCACAUAUACAUUACUUGAAUUUUUGCUGUUGUCACUUUUUUUGCCUUUGUAAGUCCAGCCGAUGAACAGCAGCAUUGCCUUUGGUGUUUAUUUGUUUUGUUUGUUUUUGGAUAAAAGAGAUAAGUUCUGCUGAGUUUGCUUUAGAGCGGUUACCAUAGGUGUAUUUGAGUGGAGCAUGCUGGGUUUCACUUCUGCAAUGGUUAUUUUUUUUUUCUUACACUUUUCAUGGCCCACUGGUAUGAGAUGAAACACAGGGGAGUCCCUCAUGGUAGCCACUCACCAACAUUCUUUCAUGUAUCAUGUUGGUAGUUCAUGUUUCUGAGAUAGCACUUUUCAAUCUUUUGUGAAUAAAUUGUAUUUGUUCAUUGCUUUCCAGAGAUGAACACAGAAAGUUCUGUUUUGUUUCAAAGGCUAUCCUUUUGGCUUUCUGUGAAGGGAAACAUUUCAUGUAAUGGAGUUAUAGUGAACACUGGAAAGACUUACUAUAAAAUUAUAUUCUUGUAUUCUUUGUAAAUUAGUCUCUCAUUAGGGUUGUAAAAAAAAAAUGUCCCCUACCACACCCCCUGAAAUAUAGAAUGACUUCAACUGUUCAUUUUAAUAGAAUCAGGCAUUGCUCACAGAAGGAAUACAAGUUGUGGAAAUUAACCUAAUUCUUGUUCUAAUAUAUAUAUUUUUCCAUUUCUGUCAUGCUUGGAAGUCUAGUAAAUGUUAUGUCUAAGAUAAAAUCAAAUGGUACCUGGAUUUACUUCUUAUAACAAGCAUUAGUAUUCAAUAAAACUAUUAGCACAAACAGUUUGAAAAUAUAGAGGAUUGUGGAACUAAAGUAGUAAUCCUUUUUCUGGGGCCAUGACCAUGGUCGUUGGUGCCAGGAGGCUUUUCCUAGCUCAGUGAACCUGGGUCUUCUGCACACAGAAAAUGCCCCCCAACCCUGUAGGUUAACUCCCCAGUCUCUUGCCAGAUUUGAAAUCAGUGGUAGCUUAAACUUUCCCAAGCUGACUAAAAAAAUGCAGUGAAUUGACACCUUGAUAUCAUGUUAGAUUUUAUUUGAGGCAUAGGAGGGCUCACUUGGCUUUGUUCAUGGAAGUUGCUCCUGGCAGUCCUAGGGCACCAUGUGAUACGGGGGAUUGAACUGGGACUCCAGUUAGCAGCGCAUGAAUGCAGUCUUUUGGACUGGCUCUCUGGCCCUGGUGUUGGAAUUUGAACUUAGUUUUGAAUGUUCUGUGAGCCCUUGUAAUAGCUUCUUCCAUUGUUUUUAUGAGACUCAACACACUGACCUUUAUGUGUUGUGGGUUGGGAGUGUGGGUUGGGAAGAGUCCAAAAGAUAAGCUGAAAUUGUCAUUUUAUAACAUGACCGUUCUCUGUUGUCUUUUCCAGUGAAGUUUCCUGCAGAGUUUGAAUUUGUUUGAGGUUUUUAAGGGGAGGCAAGGGCAAUUUAAUCCAGGAAAAAGUGCUUCUUUCUGCUCUUUCUGAAGGGGUCAAGAGAAGCCUUGCCAUUUCUAUGGUUGUAGGUGGAAAGUAAACUCUCCAUUGGAGUAUUUUGUAUAUUUUGAACAAGUUAGAGAAGAAAGUGAACUUUAUUCCAAAAAAUAAAGUCAUGGAGUCUGAUAGUUGGAGACCCGUGUUCUCAAGUUAUGUAGAAAGUCAGUUAGAAUCUCUGCUCCAGAGAUGCCAAAUGUUGGUGGGGUACAACCUCUCCAUUUUAAUUUUUCCUUAUUCUACCUUGGUUUCUUUAUCUUUCUUAACUGUAACAUUCUUUUGGGAGGGUAUGGCAAGCUUGGGCCAUACCUGGCUAUGCUCAAGGCUUACUCUGGCUCUGUGCUCAGGAAUCACUCCUGACAGUGCUCAGAAGGCAAUAUUUGGUACUGGGGACUGAACCCAGGUUGGCCACAUGCAAGGCAAGCCCCUUACUUGCUAUACUAUCUCUGGCCCAGCAUUUUAUUUUUAACCAAUAAUUUAGGCUCAAUUCAGUUAGACUCAGUGUGAUAACAUACCUAUUCUUACUCUAAAGGUCAGCUGGUAAAUUUAGAUAGGAAUUGGAUGUAAGGGUAAUGAGAAGUGAUCUGUUGUGAUAUGUAGACAAAGGAAAGAUAAAGAGAUGGUAAACUAAAGUUGAAGAAAUUUUUCUGAUGGCUUUCUUCACCUCUUUAAUAAAUUUUUGUAUUCCUGUCCUUAAAAUUGUGCUAUUAGGAAGAAGACACAAGCUGUGUUUACGGUUAAAUGUAGUAAGUAGAUAGGUCAGUAAGUAGAACCAGUAUUUUCAACCAGUAAACGUAUAUACACUUAGUGUAUAUAAUUAAAAAUGGAUUUAAGAUAGUCAUUUAAAAAGUUGAUUAUGUUAAUUAUAUGCAGUCAUUGUAUAAUGGUGAUGGGUAUUUUAAUUAUUUUGCUUUGUGUUCAAGGAGUAAAAUCAUUGUUUUACAUGUAAAUUGCAACAGUUUUGGGGGUAACAGAAAGCCUUAUAUCAUUAUUGUAUAAGAUAUGAGUGUUCGAAUUUGUUUUGUUCUGGGGUACCUCUUGAAAAUAUGCUAAACUAUUCUCUAUAGCAGGUAAAUUUAAAUCUUUAAAAAAUUUUAGUCAUGUUAUUAGUGUUUACUUUUUAUUUAACAUUAAAAAAAUGACACUCCAUUUUUAGAUUUUUUUCAGUAAGAAAAAUUAAAAUUUGGAGUAAAAGGCAGUGAGGAGUAAAUAAAAUUUCCUACUUCACAGUUUUUUAGAAUCAUUUUGAAAAAUAUACAUGACCUUUAUCAAAUAGUUUCUAUAUAAGUCAAACAAUGCAUUGUGCCAAAUAUUAAAACAUUUAUAUAAUGAAUUGUAAUAUUAUUUAUUUUAAUAAUAUAAUUUGAAAAUUACCUAUAAAUGGUAUCUGGAGUAUUGGUCAUUGAUCUUCUCUCCAGAGAAUUUGGGUUUACUCUUCCAGUUAUCACUUGAAAUGGUUUAGUCUGCCGUUAAAGUUGAAAGUGUUUGGGUGUGAGGUGUGCUGCACUUCAUACAUGAAAGGCAUGCGCUCCACCACUGAGCACAAUUCUAGUCUCUUGAAACCUGCAUUGGGCCUCAUAAUUUUUUUAUAGGUAAAAUAUAACUAAGCGAAUACUUAUUUUGUGACAAUUUUAAGAUUUUUGAGACAGAGUAAAGAAUAUAGUGAGCAGCAGGAGCCCUACAAUAUUAAAAAUACAGAGGCUGACUAGAUCCUUAAGUAUUCUUUUUUGAAUUGCAAAAUACGUUACCUAAAACACAAAGUGCAUUAUUACUAAACUGGGAUUCAUUGAACAUACAUAUUUGCUUGAUUUCAUAAUAAGUAUUGAUUGUGAUAUACAUUCAUCUGUAAUUUUUAGUCAGAAUUUAUCCUUCACAGAUGUAGGGCUUUGGCAGACUUCCUUUCCAAAGAACACGUUAAUCACAAUUCUGAGCAAAUUUUCCUUAAUAUAAGAUUUUUAGGGGCUGGAGCGAUAGCACAGCGGGUAGGGCAUUUGCCUUGCACGUGGUCGACCUGGGUUCGAUUCCCAGCAUCCCAUAUGGUCCCCUGAGCACCGUCAGGGGUAAUUCCUGAGUGCAGAACCAGGAGUAACAACCCCUAUGCAUCGCCAGGUGUGACCCAAAAAGCCAAAAAAAAAAAAAAAAGAUUUU